Messenger RNA from Pelobates fuscus (common spadefoot toad), 2023 nucleotides. RefSeq names its product Ras like without CAAX 1 (gene RIT1). Gene Ontology annotation, cellular component: plasma membrane. Gene Ontology annotation, biological process: Ras protein signal transduction. NCBI's taxonomy places the organism in Eukaryota, Metazoa, Chordata, Amphibia, Anura, Pelobatidae. The transcript is spliced from 6 exons. Gene Ontology annotation, molecular function: GTP binding; GTPase activity; GDP binding. The coding region runs from base 8 to 994 and encodes 328 amino acids. The record is from RefSeq and is a predicted model, not a curated record.
UCUGCGCAUGCGCGGGCGCCAUGUUAGGUUCUGGUCGGUAUGCCUAGUUAGGGCUUUUCAUGUGAUAUCUGCCUGGUUUUCCGUUUUCACACAGACUGCGGUCACCGCUGCUCGCGCUGUAACGGUCUGCCGGGGGGAUUCCCGUCCCUGUAUGAAAUGCCCGCUGCUGGAAUCCGCAGCCCCGCCCACCCGUGACGUAACAUGGGAGUUAGCCCAUCAGGAAGUUGCAUACGGGUCACGUGUCCCCAGAGACUUUACCAGCUGUGCAUCCCGGAUAAGGCUGCUUUGUGUCCGAACCGUGAACUGCGGGAGGAUUCCAGGAAGAGCAGCCACGGUUUGUGAUAUGGACUCUGGGGCCAGCAGAAUGGUCCCGGCAAUACCAGUGCCUCCCCGAGAGUACAAGCUGGUAAUGCUGGGUGCCGGGGGUGUUGGAAAGAGUGCCAUGACUAUGCAAUUCAUAAGCCAUAGAUUCCCUGAAGACCACGAUCCUACUAUAGAGGAUGCUUAUAAGAUACGUAUACGGAUUGACGACGAACCUGCCAACUUGGACAUUCUGGACACAGCAGGCCAGGCUGAGUUCACAGCAAUGCGUGAUCAGUACAUGAGAGCCGGAGAAGGCUUUAUCAUCUGCUAUUCCAUCACAGACCGCCGCAGCUUCCACGAGGCACGGGAAUUCAAACAGCUGAUCUAUCGCGUGCGGCGCACUGAUGACACGCCAGUUGUGCUGGUUGGGAACAAGUCAGAUCUAUCUUAUUUGCGGCAGGUCUCCAAGGAAGAAGGCGGUUCUCUAGCACGUGAAUUUAACUGCCCUUUCUUUGAAACGUCUGCUGCUUUCCGUUUUUACAUUGAUGAUGUUUUCCAUGCACUGGUCCGUGAGAUUCGCAGAAAGGAAAGAGACAUAGCGCUAGCAAACGAGCGUAAAUCCAAACCACGUUCCUCCAUCUGGAAACGCUUAAAGUCUCCCUUCAGAAAGAAAAAGGAAUCCAUAACUUGAAAUUACUCCAGCCUUGCAGUGCUGACGGGGGCUUUGGUCCCUCUCCAGCUGGCUUUUCAUCUCUGAAACCCCGUGCCUUGUAGAGUGACUGUGGUUAUUGAUGUUAAUGUUUAUGUAAUGUGAUAUUUGCACUGGACUUACUUAUCCCAAUUUCUAAUUAAUCUGUAUGUGCCUUAAAUACACUCAGGUGUUGACUGGUAAUGCCCCAGGGGCUUCUCGUUGCUUCACCAACACUGAGCUUUUACUAGUUCUCCAUUCACUUACUCUAGUGUUCUCUCCAAGAAGGAAUAUUAAGGGAGGGAGUUAUUAGAUCAUUCUUUAUUCUUUAUGGGCUGCUCCCAUUAUUACUGUUAUGAGGUUUAAAAUGCUAGUAUUUACUCUUGUCUUUUUUAUCUUUGUAAUGAAAGAUACAUCUGUUCCAAUAAUUUCAAAAUACCCCCAUCCAGGGCUCAAAACCAGUUUACUAGAGGUUUCUUGUACCCCCUACUACACUUUAAUGUACAGGCCUAAAAAGUAUUCUCUCCUUUUAAGCCUAGAUGACAGUUGCUAGUGGGUAAAUUUAAAUUUUGGAUCUCUGUCACAACCAUUUCCUUUCUAAUAUAUAAAUGGUUCCGUCAGAAGGCCUGACUAACCGUUUGUUGCAUACAACAAGAACAUAACGUUUUUUUUGUUUUGUUUGUUUUUUAGGAGUUAGACAAAAAAACACUUUCAAACAGGGUUCUUCUGUCUAGUAACACAUUUUGCAGACUUUGCCAGAGCUAUUCACAGUGAGUUUAAACCCUACAAAGUGCAGAUUGUUAGGGUCAUCUUUUAGUCCACUUCAUACAGAGACCUUCUGUGAGGCUACUUGUGAGGGCGAAUCAAAAAUGGUAGCUAUUUAAUAUACAUAACUACUUAUCUACAAGCAAUCUAGCUGAAAGAGAUAUAUUGGGGUUUUUAUUCAAACACUGUCUAACUACAAAUGCCUUCAUUGUUCAAUUAAUUAUUAAAUGUUAAAACCUUUUAGUAUUUUUAUGUGGAAUUUGCACA